Molecule: messenger RNA, 1509 nt
Organism: Nicotiana tabacum (common tobacco)
Lineage: Eukaryota; Viridiplantae; Streptophyta; Magnoliopsida; Solanales; Solanaceae
Product: G-box-binding factor 1
Biological process (GO): regulation of DNA-templated transcription
Cellular component (GO): nucleus
Molecular function (GO): sequence-specific DNA binding; DNA-binding transcription factor activity
Source: RefSeq, a predicted model, not a curated record
ACCAAAGAAGGAACUAGAAACGAAACAAAAAAAAGAAAGAAAGAAAGGAAAAAACAACAUCGACUGUCUAUCCGAGUUGGACUCUCCUUUGUUCCACCUCACACUCACACCCCCUCUCUUUCAGACACCCAGGUACAUCUAGCUUUUAAUUGAGUACAUAUCUUCUGGAUCAUCAAAUAAACGUGGGUAAUUGACUAUUGAAUCGACACCUAAUGGGGGCUGGGGAAGAAAGCACUCCUGCAAAGCCUUCAAAAGCUACUUCAACUCAGGAGACACAAGCUACACCUUCAUAUCCCGAUUGGUCAAGUUCUAUGCAGGCUUAUUAUGGUGCUGGAGCUGCACCUCCCUUCUUUUCCCCAACUGUUGCUAGUCCUACUCCCCAUCCAUACAUGUGGGGAGGCCAGCAUCCGCUUAUGCCUCCUUAUGGUGCUCCAGUCCCAUAUCCAGCUUUAUAUCCUCCUGCUGGAGUUUAUGCUCAUCCUAAUAUGCCCAUGACUCCAAACCCACUGCAGGCAAAUCCAGAAUCAGAUAGUAAGGCACCUGAUCCCAAGGACCAGAGUACAAGCAAAAAAUUAAAGGGAUAUACAGGUGGCAAGGCAGGAGAAAGUGGGAAAGCGACUUCAGGUUCUGGAAAUGACGGUGCCACAAGAAGUGCUGAAAGCGGAAGUGAAGGUUCAUCAGAUGCAAAUGAUGAAAAUGAUAACCAUGAAUUUUCUGCAAACAAGAGUAGAAACUUUGAUCUAAUGCUUGCAAAUGGAGCCAGUUCUCAGAACAAUCCUGCAACAGGGAAUCCGGUUGCUAUGCCUGCAACUAAUCUGAAUAUCGGAAUGGAUUUGUGGAAUGCAUCAUCUGCCGGUCCUGGAAUGAUUAAAAUGCGAUCAAAUCAAUCUGGUGUCGCACCAGCUCCUGGGAUAGGACGUGAAUGGAUUCAGGAUGAACGUGAACUUAAAAGGCAAAAGAGAAAGCAAUCAAAUCGAGAAUCAGCUAGGAGGUCAAGAUUACGCAAACAGGCUGAGUGUGAAGAGCUACAACAGAGGGUAGAGACAUUGAGCAAUGAGAAUCAUGCACUCAAAGAGGAGAUGCGAAAGCUCUCUGAGGAAUGUGAGAAGCUUACCUCGGAGAAUAAUUCGAUAAAGGAAGAGUUGACGAGGUUGUGUGGGCCAGAGGGGGUGUCCAAGCUAGAGAGUAAUGCCAAUGCCACGCAUCUUCAGUCCAAUGUUGAGGAAGCUAACAGUUAAGGACAAGCCAUGACAGAGUAGGUGAUUUUGGUUAAAAUGCUCACAAAUCUCUUACGGCUCUCAAGAAAUUUAUAGCUUGUAUGUGCAAUAGAAUGAGAAAUUUCUGUUUUUCUACUAAUUUAUGCCCUUUUAACUGUUUUGAGUUAAUUUGUAAUAUUAAUUCAUGAAUUUGUAACCCGGGUUGAAUUUGAAUAUAUGACAACAUUGUAAAAGUAACUGAAUAACCGAAACAUAAAUUUUCAGGUCCUCCUAGUCUAUUCCAUCUUGCUUA